Molecule: messenger RNA, 2367 nt
Organism: Heterostelium album PN500
Lineage: Eukaryota; Evosea; Eumycetozoa; Acytosteliales; Acytosteliaceae
Gene: gnl1
Product: guanine nucleotide binding protein 1
Exons: 3
Coding region: 1-2367 (788 amino acids)
Molecular function (GO): GTP binding; GTPase activity
Source: RefSeq, a predicted model, not a curated record
AUGACUAGAGCAAAACCAUUUAGCGGUAAACAAAAGAAAGAUCAAUUGAAAGCAAAGAAAGAGAGAAAGAGAAUUGAGAAUUCAUUGGAGGAGAAUGACGAUCAACUUUCACUUCAUGAGAAGAGAAAGAUGGCCAGAGAGAUUCUAGAUUCACAUUCCUAUAAAUCAAAUAAGAACAGUGGAUCAAGUGGAAGUAGUAGUGCCAUAUUUCAGAGUACAGCAACAAAAAGUAAUAACAACAGAACUCAUCAUCAUCAUCAUAUAAAUAGACAUAGUAAUAAUAGAAACGAUCGUUCAAAUAAUAAGAGAUCUAGUAGUAAUAUCGGAUCUGAUAAUGAGCAAGAUGAUGAUGAUGAUGACGAGGAAGAUGAAAUCCAUUCACAAUCAUCUGAAUCAGAGUUCGACUCCAAUAGUAAUAGUGAUGUUCAAAGUCAAGCAGAUACUACAACAGAGGAUGAAACAACAACAAAGAAUAGAUUCAUGGAAAGAGGUGGAAGAGGUAGACCAAAUUUAAUUACAAUAUUUGAAAAAGAAUCAAGAGAAGAAAUAGAAGCAAGAAAAGAAGCUGCUAAAUUACCUGUUGAUCUUAAAUUUAGAGAUACUCCAUGGAGUGUUUUAGAUGAACAUUUGGGUGAUGAUUCAGAAUAUAUCGAUAUACCAAAGAGACCGUCAUGGUCAUUCGAAUACUCGGCAGAGAGAGUAAAGAAUAGAGAACGUGAGAUGUUCAAUCAAUGGUUGGAUGGCAUCGUUUCGCGUUACGAUAGGAGUAGAUUGAAUUACUUUGAGCAGAAUCUCGAGGUUUGGAGACAACUCUGGCGUGUAUCUGAGCGAUCGGAUCUCAUUCUAUUGAUUACCGAUGCCCGGUAUCCUUUGUUCCACUUCCCUCCUGCUUUGUAUCAUUAUAUCACACAGGAUCUCAAGAAACCAAUGGUCUUGGUUCUCAACAAGAUUGAUUUGGUCGAUUCGAGAAUCAUCGAAGCUUGGAAACAAUACUUUUUCAAGAAGUAUCCACACUUGAAAAUCAUUUGUUUCAGUUCAUUCAAGGCGAUACGUGAUGACCAUCCACACUCUGAUCCAACCGAUGUCAAUAAACUAAGGAAAUUCAACAAAGGAAGAAAGAGAUACGAGAAUGCAGAAGGAAAACAACAGUUGGUAGAUUUAAUUACAUCAUUUAACAUUGAAAAGAAUGGAAAUUCUUCAUCCAACAAUCAUGAUAGUUAUGAAGAAGAGGAUGUCGAAAGUGAAGAAGAAGAAGAGGAGGAAGAAGAAGAAGAAUAUAAUCAAAAUGAUGAUAAUAAUGUAGAUUCAAAAUAUAAACCUGAAACACCAAACGAUAGUUUUAUUACGGUUGGAAUGGUUGGACAUCCAAAUGUCGGUAAAUCCAGUUUGAUCAAUGGUUUGAUGGGAAGAAAGGUUGUUAGUACCUCGCGAACACCAGGUCAUACCAAGCAUUUCCAGACUAUCUUUUUGACCAGUGAGAUCCGUUUGUGUGACUGUCCAGGUCUAGUAUUCCCUGCUCUCGACCGACCGAAAUCACUGCAGAUCCUCUGUGGAUUGUUCCCGAUAGCACAGGUACGUGAGCCAUUCUCUGCCAUCCGCUAUCUAGCCGAGAGAGUUGCAGUCGAGAAAGUAUAUGGAUUGACCAACCCAGAUGAUGAUCAUCGGAACGAUACUACCUCCACCAGCACAUAUAACAAAGAGGCAAAGGAGAAGCCAACUCCACAGCCAUGGACACCUCUUACAAUCUGCGAGGCAUUUGCACUCAAACGUGGAUAUCUCAUUGCCAAGAGUGGAAGAGCCGACAUCCAUAGAGCCGGUCUUGAAAUACUUAGGGAUUGUGUCGAUGGAAACGUUGUUAUUUCAUGGCCACCACCUGGAUUAUCGAAAGAUCAAUACAUGGAGAUAAUGAACACUACAACUAUCAAUCAAAAAUCAUUGGUAUCCAAAUCCAAUAAAGAUAUUGAUGCAGAUGAUGAUAAUGAUGAUGAUGAAAGUGUUACAACUACCACAACAACAAAUGACAAUAAUAGAGGUAGAAGAUCAAGGAAAUUAAAGAUAAAGAAAAAGUUUGAUAAUAUGACAAUGAUCAGUGAUGAUGAUGAUGAAGAGGAUGAAGCUGUUCAUAUACAUAGAGCUAGUGGUAGUAGAAAGAAGAAAUCAAGUAGAAACAACAGACAACAACAACAUUCUGAUAAGAGUGAAGAGGAUGAAGAUGAUGAUAACGAUGAACUCAAUCCCAAUGAAGUGAUACCAUCGACCAUUGCAAAGCAUGGUAAGAAUAAAAAGCUAUCGGACAAAGCGUUUGAUUAUCAAGAGAGACUAAGAGAGAAACAGAAAAAAGGUGGAAACAAAAGACAAGUUAUUUAA